AUGGAUAAAUCCGUUGGUACCACUAUUGAGAAAAUAAAGCUGCAAGAACUAAACAAUGAAGCCAAAUUAAAAGAAAAGCGAGAACUCGAAGCAACAGUAGCGUCACUUAACAGGAAUCUACGUGAAACCAUUACACUGGUGGAGAAAUCAGAACAGGAACAAUCUGAGUUAACAAAAAGAAUCGGUAAACUUCGAUGCCAAGUGGAAUUGGCAAGAAUACGUCGUGACGCUUUAUUAACACAAAUUGACGCCUAUAAAAAUGAGUUGGAAGAGUUGAAAAAUAAAUCGGAUGAAGGUAUAUCGAGCGUUUGGUGCCUACGAUCGUCCAUAUGUCAUGCGGUACAAAAUGCGUCCGACAACUAUGAUAUUUGGGCUCUUCUUAUGAAACCUAUAACUGUUGAACCUUCACCACAAAUUAAUAACCCGUCAAGUGAUGAUCAACAUCAGGCUUUAGAAUUCGAAGGUAAACUAAAGGAAGCACUGCAAAGAAGGGAAAGUGCUCUCGCAGAGCGAGAACGCUUGUUGAAUGAGCCAGACACCGGAGAAGAAUUCAUACGAACCUGCUUUAGACGAAAUAACUUGAGAUUUUCUAGUCGUAAUAUUGAAAUUAAUGAAAAUGAGCCAAUAAAAUUCUCCACAAGUGGAGCAGCUAUAAAGAAGACUAUACAACCUAUUAAAAUUGUUAAAAAUAAUAAUAUGCCAUGGUAUCAACCAUACUGUGUUGUGGGCAGUGUUGCUAUAUUCCUUAUUUAUUUCUGUAUAUUAAGAGAAGAAAAUGAUGUUGAUAAUGAAUUCAAUAAGACACUUUAUGAAAGAAUCAAAGGUUUAGAAAAGCAUCAACUACUUUUAUCCUACAAAUUUAAUAAGGAAAAUGGUAAAAGUGUGGAAGACAUAGAAAAGAGACUCAAAGAAAUAGAAGAGGAAGAAUCAAAAGCGCAACUAUAA
Messenger RNA from Parnassius mnemosyne (clouded apollo), 945 nucleotides. The record is from the annotation of a GenBank genome assembly. NCBI's taxonomy places the organism in Eukaryota, Metazoa, Arthropoda, Insecta, Lepidoptera, Papilionidae.